AUGACAGACCGACUUGGCCUCCUCGAGCGCUCCGAGCUCACCCCUGCUCAGACUGAGGUAUACGAUGGCCUCGCCUCUUACACCGAGAAGAAGUUUAAGGGGGCGUUCAAAGCACGAGAUGACCAAGGCCGCUUCGUCGGUCCCUUUGGUAUCAUCCUGCACACGCCCGAGCUAGCCAAGGCGUAUAUGCAGCUCACGGGGUCCGUGGCGGGUAUAGGGGGCCUCGAUCCGGAGGCGAGGGAGACGGCUAUUCUUGUGGUGGGCGCUACGACGGGGGCCAAGUAUGAGACUUAUGCCCACGAGCCAGUAUCAGGCUUCAAAAGGGAAGAGCUCGACUCAAUCCUCGCUGGGAAAUGCCCCUCCACGUUCGAAGGGAAGCGGUUGACGGCCUACAAGGUGGCUGUUGCGCUGCAGGAGAAGGGGCCGUUGAGUAAGGAGCUGUGGGAUGAGGCUUUGGAGACGUUCGGGCGGGACGGAGCGAUCUCGCUUGUCCAUUAUGUGGGACUGUAUCGAUAUGUCGCGACUCUGCUGAACGGGUUUGAUGCCUCUGUACCCGAGCCGGAUCCUCGGAAGAUUCCUACCGCCUACCCCUCCAACCUCUCGCCCGUCAUGUUGUUCCCCCUCGUCGAGCUGGCUCUCUUCGUCAUUACCUUAACGAACAGUGUGUACGCCCAUCAACCCUCGGACUGGCUCGCCACAGUGGAGACAUUCUCCGCCGACUUUUUGUAUCCCGGCAACGGCGUUAUCGCGGCGAGUGGCAAGUAUCCUAUCUUCCAGUCAGAUGUGAAGGGGCGUGUGGACGUGACGACCGCUUUCAUCGGAGAUGAACUCAACGUGGAAUACAUCUUCGGCCUCUUCGCUCAGGUCAACGAGACCAACGCACAUCUUCAAGACACGUUUCUGCUUCCCGUACCGAUAUCAGGGAAACUCCAGUCGCUCGCUAUACAAGACAACAUCGUCUCCCUCUCUAACAUUGUCGACUUUACCUACUUCAAACAGAACAUCACGCUCCCUAUACUGCUCGACGCCUGGUUCGCCUUUGACCGCAAGACCAACCAGAUGCAGCAGUACGACGUGACAUUUCGUCGAUUUGCUUGGUUCUGGAAGGACGUCAUUCCGAAGUUGAUGCCUGAUUUGGAGAAGGAGAAUCACGUACGGGCGGGAUCGAUGGGACAACAGGAGCUCAUUACUUUGCAUGCGGCUCGACACAUCUGCUCAGAGCACGACAAAUACUGUACAGAUCCUGCGAACAGACAGUACGAUUCAACGAACGAUUGCCUCAACUUCCUCGUUUACAAUCGGACCUUUGGCGAGCCGUUCGAGCUGGGCCCUAUGAGCACUGUCCCCACGUUGGCGUCUCCAAUGAGUCAUCUUUUGCGAUCGGGGCUCAUGUCAGGCGGCAAGAUGUGUCUGGGCAGGAACUACAGUCAGAACGUUAAUCAGGACAUGUACGAGCAUACCUGGAUCGCACCGACGUCUAAUUCGCCGGAAUCCAUGGAGGGUAUCUCGGACCACAGUAUGCUCGAGCUCGUCAACGCGAAUAUGGUCGUCCCCCACCCGUUCACUAUGGGAUGGUUUCCCAGCGUCGCGAUGUUAUACGUGGGUCUCUCUGGGGACCCAGAUAAUGGAACAGUACUCACCCAAGCAGACCCUCCUCCUCUGGUUCUCGGCGAUCGUCUCUCGACUCUUUCUUCAUCGGAGCCGAGUGUUCAGACAGCUAUCUUGGGUACACCAGCGAACAUCGGUAGUCUGUGA
Messenger RNA from Dioszegia hungarica, 1755 nucleotides. RefSeq lists its product as uncharacterized. The coding region runs from base 1 to 1755 and encodes 584 amino acids. The transcript is spliced from 11 exons. Lineage: Eukaryota; Fungi; Basidiomycota; Tremellomycetes; Tremellales; Bulleribasidiaceae. The record is from RefSeq and is a predicted model, not a curated record.